UGUGAAACCGGCGCGCGUCACUCAGUGCUUGCUGCUUGCUCGAAGCGCGCGGGCUACGUCGCGUCGCGCAAGAUGGCGCCCGUCCCCUCACUAUUUAUCACAUUAAUAUUAUCUAUAGUACUGUCUGUAAACGCUCAGGAUUACUACCACACGCCCCGGAUUGGCUCCAAGCAGCUAGCUUCGUGUUACAAUAGUGAAGGACUGCCUCAAAGAUGUAUCCCGGAGUUCGAGAACGCCGCGUUUAUGGUGCAGAUGGAGGCGACCAACACGUGCGGCGACCACGGCUCCAAAGUCUACUGCAUCCAAACCUCGGCCGGCACGUCAACUAGAUCGUGCGACAGCUGCCAGCCGGGCCAGUUCUCCAGCUACUAUCUGACUGACCUGCAUUACGAGCAGGACAACCAGACGUGGUGGCAGUCCGAGACCAUGAAGGAAGGCAUUCAAUAUCCUAACCAGGUCAACUUGACGCUACAUUUAGGCAAGGCUUACGACAUAACUUACGUGAGGAUCGUGUUCUACUCGCCCAGACCGCAGAGCUUUGCCAUCUACAAGAAGACAGAUGAGCACAGGGACUGGGAGCCAUUCCAGUACUUCAGUGCUUCCUGCCGUGACACUUAUGGUGUUCAAGAACAGAGAGCUGCAGAGUUGGGUGCCGAGACUCGAGCUCUCUGUACCAGUGAAUAUUCAGACAUAUCUCCACUGACCAGUGGAAACGUGCUGUUCUCAACCUUGGAAGGAAGACCUUCGGCUUUCACCUUCGACAGCAGUCCUGAAUUACAGGAAUGGGUAACGGCCACCGAUCUACGUAUCUCCUUGGACCGCCUGAACACAUUCGGAGACGAGAUCUUCGGGGACGUGCAGGUGCUACAGUCUUACUGGUAUGCUAUCGCCGACGUGGCCGUGGGAGCGAGGUGCAAGUGCAACGGACACGCGUCCGUGUGCGAGACACAGGAACUGUCUGAUGGGACCCGGACUAGAGCUUGCAGAUGUGAACACAAUACUGCUGGUCGCGAGUGCGAGAAAUGUCUGGACUUCUACAACGACGCGCCGUGGGGCAGGGCGUCGCCCACCAACGUGCACGAGUGCAAAGCGUGCAACUGCAACGGGUUCUCGAACAAGUGCGAGUUCGACAAGGAUCUGUACGAGCGCACGGGCCACGGCGGCCGCUGCCUCGACUGCGCUGAGAACAGGGACGGGGCCAACUGCGAGCGCUGCAAGGAGAACUUCUUCCAGGGCUCCGGCGAUAUCUGCCUGCCAUGCAACUGUAACCCUACUGGAUCUCGCAGCCUGCAAUGUAACGCUGAAGGCAAGUGCCAGUGCAAGCCUGGCGUGACGGGUGACAAGUGCGACAUCUGUGCCCCGAACCACUACGAGUUCACGGUGCAGGGCUGCAAGCCGUGCGGCUGCAACGAGUCCGGCUCGUACGGCAACACGCCGCAGUGCGACCCCCAGACCGGCGUCUGUCUGUGCAAGCAGAACGUCGAGGGCAGGCAGUGUAGAGAGUGUAAACCCGGCUUCUUCAACCUGGACCUGAGCAACGAGUUCGGUUGUACGCCGUGUUUCUGCUUCGGGCACUCGUCGCAGUGUAGUUCGGCCCCCAAGUACCAGGCGCACGAGACCAGCGCGCACUUCAUACGGGACUCGGAGCGCUGGGCGGCCGAGGACGACCAGGAGCGCAGCGUGCAGCUGCAGUUCAAUGCUAACACACAGAACAUCGCGGUGGCAUCCCAAGGCAUGGAGACUCUCUACUUCCUGGCCUCGAGCCAGUUCCUGGGCGACCAGCGUCCGUCAUACAACCACGACUUGAAGUUCUCGCUCCGGCUCGGCGAGGUGCGAGGGUAUCCCUCAGCACAGGACAUCAUACUCGAAGGGCCCAGGGCCUCCGUCUCCAUCAACAUCUACGCUCAGAACAAUCCGGAACCCACUAACCAGGCACAAGAAUACAGCUUCAGACUGCACGAGGACCCGCGCUACGGCUGGACCCCGACUCUAUCUAACUUCGAGUUCAUGUCUCUGCUCCAAAACUUGACGGCCAUUAAAAUAAGGGGAACUUACAACAAGCCGGGCGAGGGUUACAUGAUGAACUUUAAGUUGGACACGGCCAAGAUCGGGCGGGAGAAGGGUUCGGCGCCCGCCAACUGGGUGGAGAAGUGUUCGUGCCCGAAGGCUUAUGUCGGGGAUUACUGCGAGGAGUGCGCGCCCGGGUUCAAGCACGAGCCAGCUAACGGAGGCCCCUACUCCACCUGCAUACCCUGCGACUGUAACGGACACGCGCACAUCUGUGACACGGCCACUGGUUUCUGUAUCUGCAAGCACAACACGACUGGCAGCAACUGCGAGCUUUGCGCGAAGGGUUUCUAUGGCAACGCCAUCGCUGGCACCGCGGACGACUGCAAGCCCUGCCCGUGCCCCAAGGACAGCGGCUGCAUCCAGCUCAUGGACGGGAACAUCGUCUGUACUGACUGCCCUGAGGGCUACGCUGGUCCAAAAUGCGAGGUAUGCGCCGACGGUUACUUCGGCGACCCGACAGGACAGUUCGGUCCGCCGAAGCAGUGCGAGCUGUGCCAGUGCAACGGCAAUGUGGACCCCAACGCCGUCGGCAACUGCAACAGGACAACCGGCGAAUGUCUCAAGUGUAUCUACAAUACCGCCGGCGAUCAUUGCGAUAAGUGUUUGAGUGGCUACUUCGGCGACGCACUGGACCCUAAGAAGAAGGGCGACUGCAAGCCGUGCCAGUGUCACGAGUCGGGCACCGUGGAGAGCGCGGAGGGCCCCCCGCAGUGCGACGGACUCACCGGGUUCUGUACCUGCCACCCUCAUGUCAUCGGCCGCAACUGUGACAAGUGCGAGGACGGCUACUUCAACAUAAACUCUGGCACGGGCUGCGAGCCGUGCGAGUGCAACCUGGAGGGCUCCUACAACAACACCUGUGACGCGUACAACGGACAGUGUUACUGCAAGCCUGGUAUCGACGGUAACCACUGCGACCGCUGCCGCGCGUACCACUACGGCUUCUCCGGCGAGGGCUGCCGCGACUGCGACUGCGACGAGUGGGGCUCCACCAACUACCAGUGCGACAUGUCCGGACAGUGCUCCUGCCAGGAGAACGUCGAGGGGAGGCGAUGUGAUCGAUGCAUGGAGAACAAGAAGCGUCGCGCCGACGGCCAGGGCUGCGAGGACUGCCCCGCGUGUUACAACCUGGUGCAAGACAGUGUCAACCAACACAGGAAGGAACUGAAGGAACUUGAUGAUAUAUUAGCGAAGAUCUCGAAGUCACCUACAGUGGUUGAGAACGCGGACUUCGACAAGGAGUUGCAGCAGGUGCGCGGCGAGAUCGAGCGUCUGGCGGAGGAGGCGGCGGCCGAGCUGGGCGGCGCGCCCGGCGCCAGCCUCACCGACAGCCUGGCAGACCUGGCCGACAGGCUGCUCGACGUCAGGAACAUGUUAUUCAAGAUCGAAGACGAGAGCUACGACGGUAACGAGGCGGUGGAGCGCAGCAAGGGCAACGUGUCCAAGGCGGAGGACACCAUAGAGGCCGCGCAGAAAGAGAUCAACAGCGCUUUAGAAUACCUGGACGGCGAAGGCGCAGCAGCGCUGUCGAAGGCUCGCAACAGGUCCGAUCAGUUCGGCAAGCAGUCUGUCGACAUGUCAGCGUUGGCCAAGGAGUCCAGACUACUCGCGGAGAAGCUGGAGAACGAGGCGCGGAACAUCCGGGACAUCGCCGACAAAGCCUUCAACACAUCCCUCACCGCUAACAAGAUCGCUAAGGAUGGGAUCACUAAGCAAGCCAAUAUCAGUAACGAAGUACAGAUCCUUACGAACGAGUUGAACGCGGCGUCAGGCAAGCUGAACAGUAUGUCGGAGUUGGCGGCGCAGGCUCUGCAGCGAGCGCGCGAUGUCUACGACGAGGCAUUGGGACUGUACGCUGAAGUUAACACUACUCUGCUACCAGAUAUCAAGCUAAAACAACUUAAAGAUGUCGCCAAAGAUAUGAAUAAGACGAUCGACGAGAAAUCCGCUGAACUGGAACACCUGAUGGCGGACAAUGAGAACACGUUGGAACAGCUAGAGGGCGCCAUCAAACAGGGCCGGAGUCUCCUCGAACAGGGCCACGACAGACAGGACGAGCUGAACGACCUGCUCGCCAAGCUGGACGAGCUGCAGGAACAGGCAAGGAACGAUGUCGAGCUCACCAACCAGACGCUGAAGGAUGCCAACGAGAUAUAUAAGACCUUGAAAGAGUUCAGCGACCAGGUGACAGAGUCUCGCCAGCUGGCUGAGCAGGCGGCCAUGGACGUGCCCGCUGUGCAGCACAAGAUAGCGCUGGCGGACGACAGCAUCAACAGCAUCACGGAACAGUUGUACACGGCCAGCGACAAGGCCAAGGAGGCGCGAGACCUCGCGCAACAAGCGCAGAAGGAGUUCGCCGAUAAAGCUUCAGAGGCGGCACACGAAGUCAGGAAGAAAUCAUCGACGUCGAGAGCCGAGGCUUCCAAACUGAGGUUCGAGGCUGAGAAACUGUCAACUCGCGUGCAGGAAACGGCACAACAGAUCGAGAAUCUCGAGAAGGAGGCAGCUGACAACAUGCAGCUUACACGAGACGCCAAAAUGAAGGUCGGUCAAGCAAACACCGAUGCGCUGGAAGCCGAUAAGCAGGUGACCAAGGGUCUCGAGGAUCUGAAAGUCAUCAUGGACGAGCUGCAGAACCUGCCCACCCUGGACGACCAGGCGCUCGACCGAUUACAGGAGAGCUUGGACAAGGCAGAGGCUGACCUCAUAGCGGUCGACCUGGACGGCAAGAUCAAGAGUCUGACCGAAGCCAAGAAUAACCAUCAGAGGUGGAUGAAACAGUACGAGGAUGAACACGACCACCUGCACCUUGAGGUGCAGAACAUCAAGGAGAUACUGAGCCAGCUGCCCGAGGGCUGCUUCAAGCGCAUCGUGCUGGAGCCCACCGAGGGGCCCAGCAGGAACUUCCGCUAACCACCUGCGACAACCCUCACCUACUAAUAUAACACACCUUUUGAAGUUUGGUGCCUUUAAUAUACAGCUACGUAACUCUCAACAAAAGUAGUUUUUUUAGAUGUCGUUUAAAAGCCAAAAAAUCUGUGCUUUAUUGAUUUAUUUGCUAGGUAACACUGAAUUGACUGUGUGAACUCUUUCUUUGUGACUUAUCAAGUGAUUUUUAACGUAUAGCAACAG
Messenger RNA from Trichoplusia ni (cabbage looper), 5202 nucleotides. It is a transcript of the gene LanB2, whose product is annotated as laminin subunit gamma-1. The transcript has 29 exons. Lineage: Eukaryota; Metazoa; Arthropoda; Insecta; Lepidoptera; Noctuidae. The coding region runs from base 73 to 4983 and encodes 1636 amino acids. The record is from RefSeq and is a predicted model, not a curated record.